GCAGGAUUGGCAGAUCAGCUGGAUCAGCUGUAGUUAAUGUGGUUCGGGGGUCCUCUGUCCACAGCCGACUGUCUGGUCGAUGGUCGAGAGGAUUUCGGCCGAGUUAUUCGGUGGAAGAGGAUUUCGCGGGACUCGGGCCAUCUCGCUUCUCGGAGGGAAGGUCCAUUCGACGGCUGGAUGACCCGGGAAUGCUACUUGCCAGUGAAAAGGGCUUAAACUUACGACGCUUAUACCCGAUCUUUCGUCUUGGCUUGUAUUCACGGACCUUCUGACUCGUAGAAUGCAGUAUCAGUGCUUUGCCGAAGGCGGGGACUCUGCAGAAAGCGGGUCGGCCGACAUCAAGGUGAAGAUCGAGGCCUGCAACCCGGCCUUCCUUGACCUCAGGCAGAUGUUCCCUGUCAAGGAGGAAAUCCAACAGACCGUCUUUUCCAGUUCCGAUCAGUUGGCCGGCCUCGUCAACAGAUCUUUGCAGCAAGAGUCAAAGAGAAAUGUUGAAUUAAUUUUGGAACAGAUAUCAAAAUUAUCACCUUUAGAAAAGCUACUUCUAUACCUGAAGCUCCCAACUGGGAAGGAAUAUCCCGAUCCUCUUAAACAGCCAUCAAAUCCAUUAGGAAGUAGGCCAGAGAUUAGCCAAACGAUAGCUUGGAUUAAAACCCACCUAAAAGAAGACAAGCACACAUCACUUCCUAAACAGGAUGUUUAUAAUGAAUACUUGGAAUUCUGUAAUGCUAGCAAAGUCAAACAUUUAUCCACUGCUGACUUUGGAAAAGUGAUGAAACAGGUUUACCCAAGUGUUAGGCCUAGAAGGCUUGGAACCCGUGGCAAUUCAAGAUACUGUUAUUCAGGAAUGACAAACAGACUAUCACUGCCAUCACCCCAGCUCCCAAAAAUAACAGGGAAGUUCUCACCUGAAUUAGCACAGAGUAUUUGCAAGGAAACGUUGACUUCUAGCGCUUCUUCGGAAGGGUCAAACGAUUUAAAUUGCCCAGUUUCUAGUGAGCUCACAUUCAUGAUGAGUUCAAAAAUUUGUCGACCAAAUGAAGAUAAAUGUUUGCAGACUGAUAGAAGGAAGCAGGAUGAUGAGUUAGUGAAUCGCUCAACAAAAACACCUCCUGAAAGAUGUAAAGGUAGGAAAGGAUCCACAAUUCCUUUGUCGGUAGGAAAGAAAGGAGCGGGUGGGAAGAAACCGAGAUUGGAAGAAAAUAAUGAAUCAGGACCAUCAGGUGUCAAACUUCCGAUUCCGAGACUCCCUAAAAUCCCAAAGGUUGUGGACAAUGCAUCUUCACAGUCAGUAAAGAAGCAGAAACCUUUGCAGCCAAAGCCGGCAAAUGGGAGGGAAACGGAAUUUUUGGAAAGCGGUAAUUCACUGGAGCAAGAAGAAGAACUUAUGAAUUACUUUAGAAAGUCUUCAGAGGAAGAACCAAAAGUGUCUCAACUGAGGAUGUUGCUGGAAAGGAAUAAAGAAGACAAAUGUGCCAGAAGAAGGGUCUCUUUUGAGACUGUACCUGAAAGCCCAAAUUCACAGAAAAAGUUUAGCUUCGUACCUAUCUCACCGAUAUCUAGUUCUCCCUUUGCCCCUCCAACAUCUAAAACUUUCUCCUCUCCACAUAAAAUGGUGCAGAGGUCUAAUUCAGUAAGUUCGCCUUUGUAUAAAGGUUCUAGAAAAGAAGCGGCUCAACUACUCCCACCACCAGUGCCGCAACAACAAAUUCAACCUGUUUAUUCGAACAUGAACCAGUUCAACGAAACUGUAAGAUCACAGAGUGUUCCAACGUUAGCUGAUCUACCGCACAUCACACCUGUGCCCAGUGAUGUCACCGACUUUACCGAUUUAGACACAGAUUCUUCUAAUCUGUUAGGCAUCGACGAGUCGUCAAGUUCGCUCCUUGUUGAUCAAGUUGGUACAGAUAAUUUAAAUUCUAUUUUAAACAUAAUCAAUAAUAUCGAUCCCAAAUUAUCAAGAUCAUAUCCUAACACACCAACUUGUUCAAAAACCUCCGAUCCGAUUAUAAGCGGGUUUAUGACUAAUUCAAAAUCAUAUCCUUGUACACCGGUACAAACUAUUUCAAACAUAGAAUCAAAUUUUGACAUGAAUCAUAUUCCAGUGACACAACCCCCUCCUUUAUUUGAAGGCACAAUUAACCUUUUUGAUGAUGGUCUCAAUCUUGACUGUGAAGACACUUUUAACGACUUGGCUAGGGAAGUCACUCAACAACUAAAUUCUGAUGUACUCUAGAAUUGAUUAAACCCUUCAAGCCGUUUUAAAAACUAUGCAAUUAUUAAUUUCUCCUUAUGAAUGACAAAAUAAGCAUAUAAUUAUAACUAUGUUUCUUUUUUUUAAUGAUAUUAUCUAUAAGUUAUUUUAUAAUGUUAAUUUGUAAAACUAUAUGUGAUAUUUUUAGAUACUUGUUAGCCUGUUAUCACAAUGUGAUAUUUGAGUUAUAUAUAACAUUUUGAACAUUGAUAUUUUCACUUGUAGUGUGUCGAGUGGUUUAAUUUCUCUGUUUAAAUGUUCUGUGUAUUCUUUUGGUAGUCUUGGAUACUGAGCUUGUUUACUAAAAUAUUUCUGUACUAAUCAACUUAGAUGUGCCAUAUUGUGUGCAAAAAUGAUUUUAUGGUGAUAGAAUUGUAUUACUAUUAAAUCUGAAGAAUAGGGCUACUCUUGGGAGAAAAAAAACUUUGUGUGUAGACUUUGUUCACUUUUCAUAUCACUAUGUAGUUCAUUUAUAAAAUUGUUGGCAUCAAACAAACACUCAUUGGUCCAAAUCGAGGAAGGGAAUUCUUUUGAUAUUCUAACAAAAAUGUUAUAUUAUAAUAAAUCUUAAAAAUGAACCAGUAAGCAUUAUCUGCGAAAAUCCGUUCUAGACUUAAAAGUAUAAUUAAUUGCUAUAUGAUGCUGGAUAUCACGUAUGUGAGGGUCACCGUUCACAUUGGCUAUGUUUUCAAAUUCUAAUCAAACAGAAAGUCCUUGUACUUAGUCCAGUACUCAUUGAAAAUGUAAACCUUUUUCCAGGUAGGCCAUCGUAGAUCUAUUUAAUAUAUAUAAAACUGUUAAUUGCUUCUCAGUACAUAUUUCAUUUUAAUUGGGUAAAUCCUCGGUUAUUUGUGUGAGAGGAGUAAAAUAAUUACUUUUUGAAAUUUUUUAUUUGUCUAUUGGAUAAAUUGAAAUAAUAAAUGGCCGAAGAAUUGCUCAAAAUUUAAUAUUAAUGUUACGUGUAAAAUGCUUUUUCUCUCUCUAUGGAAUAAAGGGUAUCUUUGAGGGACCAAAGGCAAAAUUACAGUAUCUACAUGGUAUAUGUUUUAAUGCUCACAUUAUUGCUGCAUAUACGAAAAGGCAAAAUAUUGGUGGGUUGGAUUUUUGUAAUUUUAACACUGGGUUAGUGCACACACUUUAUUAUUAAUUUUAAAUAUAACAUUCUAUUCUAAACACAUGAAAAAAUUCUAAAAAUUUACUCUAAGCACAGAAAAAUACUUGGUGUUUUUACAUACUGUUUUGAGACUUUAUUUUAUAAGACACCAUAUGCAAUGAAUUUAUAAUUAAGAAAAUGUUUUCUCAAUUUAUUAGAAUGAAUUUUUAGCCACCUCAAAACAAUUACAAUUUUUAAAUUAAUAGCCAAAGGUGUUAAGAUUGUUUUUCUCAUAGACUGAUUUGUUCUUGAAAACAGUUUUGUCUUUCCUGAAUUGUUGACAUUUCAAUAUUCGUAUUUAUUUUGUUAAUUUAUAAAUAAACUGUUAGUACAAAAUGCAUACAUUGUAAACAAUAUGGGGGGAAUAAUUAAUUAAUUUUAAGCAGGUACUGUAGGAAAAUGUAUGAGUUUGUGUGGUUGAAUGUUGUAUGUUGCAAUUUAUUUUAUGCUAUUGAGAAAUUUUAAAAAGUGACCACCGGUCCGUCAUAUUUUUUGGAAAUUUAUUUUGAUAUUUUCCAGACUAUAGGAUUUAAGGACAAAAAAAUAAAUAAACAAAUGCUGAACAGUUAAAGUUAUUACUAUCACACUUUGUCGUAAGCAUUAUAGUACUAAUAUAACCGAUGAAGAAAUUUAGCUACAAACUAUGUACCUUUAACCAUUACAUGUUAUUCCAAAAGUU
This is a messenger RNA of Cimex lectularius (bed bug), 4086 nucleotides long. RefSeq names its product probable serine/threonine-protein kinase DDB_G0286465. Gene Ontology annotation, biological process: regulation of transcription by RNA polymerase II. The transcript is spliced from 7 exons. The coding region runs from base 281 to 2236 and encodes 651 amino acids. The record is from RefSeq and is a predicted model, not a curated record. Gene Ontology annotation, molecular function: DNA-binding transcription factor activity, RNA polymerase II-specific; RNA polymerase II cis-regulatory region sequence-specific DNA binding. NCBI's taxonomy places the organism in Eukaryota, Metazoa, Arthropoda, Insecta, Hemiptera, Cimicidae.